AUGGCUGUCAGCCACCUCCCAGCCCUGGUCCAGGAUUUGGUGACCUUCAAUGAUGUGGCUGUGCUCUUCACCCAGGAGGAGUGGGGGCGGCUGAGCUCUGCCCAGAGGACCUUGUAUAGGGAUGUGAUGCUAGAGAACUACAGCAACCUGGUUUCUCUGGGACUCUUGGGAUCCAAACCAGACGUGUUUUUUCACCUGGAAAAAGCAGACAAAUGCAUGUCAGAGGAUGCGCCAGAGGGCUUUGUUCUUGAGUGGAUUACAAUGACCAUGAGUAAGAAAUGUCUCAGGGCAGAUAUCUCUAAAAAAGAAUCAGAUCAAUGGAUAAUGAAGGAGAGCGUCACCAGAGAGACUCACCGGGAAUGUGCUAACCUGUUAGACUGGCAGUACCAGGAGGGUCAGGAGGUCAGGUUGCAGCAAGUGGGCCUCACCCAACAGGACACUCCAUCAAAGCUCAGUGAGCAGCAAGCUGAGGUGUCUGAGAAGGGCUGCACAGUGAGCUCAUUACCCAUUCAAAGUCAGAGAUCUCAAGCAAGCAAAAAAGCGUUUGAAUGUAGUGAGUGUGGAAAAGCCUUCUCUAAGAGUUUCACCUUUAAGAAACAUCAGGAAAUUCAUACUGAGAAGCUCAACACAAGUCAGAAAACGUCCAUUAAAGAAAAGCGCUAUGAAUGUCGAGAAUGUGGAAAAGCCUUUCACCAGAGCACACACCUUAUCCAUCACCAAAGAAUUCACACUGGUGAGAAGCCAUAUGAAUGUAAGGACUGUGGCAAGGCCUUCUCAGUGAGCUCUUCGCUUACCUACCACCAGAAAAUCCAUACUGGAGAAAAGCCGUUUGAAUGCAAAGUUUGUGGGAAAGCCUUUAUCCGGAACAUACAUCUUUCCCACCAUCAGAGAAUACACACUGGAGAGAAACCUUUCCAGUGCAACAUUUGUGACAAAGCUUUUGUCUGCAGAGCACAUCUUACCAAACACCAGAACAUUCACAGUGGCGAGAAACCCUAUAAAUGUAACGACUGUGGGAAAGCCUUCAACCAGAGUACAAGUUUUCUUCAGCACCAGAGAAUACAUACUGGAGAGAGACCCUUUGAAUGCAACGAAUGUGGAAAGGCCUUCAGAGUGAACUCUUCCCUUACCGAACACCAGAGGAUUCACACUGGGGAGAAGCCAUAUAAAUGUAGUGAAUGUGGCAAAGCCUUCAGGGACAAUUCAUCCUUUGCUCGACAUCGGAAAAUUCACACGGGAGAGAAACCUUACAGGUGUGGCUUGUGCGAGAAAGCUUUCAGGGACCAGUCAGCCCUAGCUCAGCAUCAGAGAACUCACACUGGGGAAAAGCCUUACACGUGUAACAUCUGUGAGAAAGCCUUCAGUGACCACUCAGCCCUUACCCAACAUAAGAGGACUCAUACAAGAGAAAAACCGUACAAAUGUAAAAUCUGCGGAAAAGCUUUUAUACGGAGCACACACCUCACUCAGCAUCAGAGGAUUCACACGGGAGAGAAACCUUACAAAUGUAACACAUGUGGGAAAGCCUUCAACCAGACUGCAAACCUCAUUCAGCAUCAGAGGCAUCACACUGGAGAAAAAUGA
Molecule: messenger RNA, 1584 nt
Organism: Cricetulus griseus (Chinese hamster)
Lineage: Eukaryota; Metazoa; Chordata; Mammalia; Rodentia; Cricetidae
Source: RefSeq, a predicted model, not a curated record